Drosophila suzukii is the source of this 1071-nucleotide messenger RNA. Its product is annotated as Salivary gland secretion 3. Lineage: Eukaryota; Metazoa; Arthropoda; Insecta; Diptera; Drosophilidae. The record is from RefSeq and is a predicted model, not a curated record.
AUGAAAGCUACAGUUGUUGCUAGCAUCCUGCUUAUUAGCUUAGUGGGAUGCACCACCGGGACUGAAUGUGGUUGCCCAGAUCCAGAACCGGAGACAACCACUUGUGCCCCAGAAACAACGACUACAGCUCCAACAACCACUCGAAAGACAACGACAACAACCACCAGAAAAACUGCGACAACCACUACUCAUGCUCCAAAAACCACUACAACCACCACCCCUGCUUCAACAACGACAACAACCACCCCUGCUCCCACAACAACAACAACGACAACCACCACUCCUGCUCCAACAACCACAACAACAACGACAACCACCACUCCUGUUCCAACAACCACAACAACCACCACUCUUGCUCCAACAACCACAACAACGACAACCACCACUCCUGCUCCAACAACCACAACAACAACGACAACAACCACUCCUGCUCCAACAACCACAACAACGACAACCGCCACUCCUGCUCCUACAACGACAACCACCACUCCUGCUCCAACAACCACAACAACAACGACAACCACCACUCCUGCUCCAACAACCACUACAACAACUACCACUCCUGCUCCAACAACCACGACAACAACCACCCAAAGGACUACAACACCUACAACGACUACGCGCAGGACCACGGUUCCUACAACCACCACAAAGACAACCACUCGUGCUCCAGCAACAACAACGACAACCAUUCGUGCUACAACAACCACUCGUGCGACAACAACUACAAAACAGACAACAACGACAAAACAGACAACAACCACAACAAAGAGAGCCACCACAACGAAAGGAACCACCACGCGCAGGACCACUCCAAGAACAACACAAAAGACAACUCGAAAGACUACACGAAGGACCACAGCUAGGACAACCCGAACCACUCGCCCCGUUACCACUACUCGCCCCACCACACCACAAAGACCGUGCAACUGCGGUUGCGGUCCAGGUGGUGUCAAAUGCAAGGGAUGUCCUGAACGAGAGUCACUCUGCCAGGAGCUCAUCAACACGGUCCGAGGACUGGAGCGCAGAAUUCGCCAGUGCGUUUGUGGUCAAGCGGAGUGGUUGUUGUAA